ACGCUACUGGGGGAAUUUUGCCUCGAUGGCACCUUCCUGUCCGGGGCUCCGCCUCCGCCGGAGGGGCUCGGCUCCGGAAUUCAAGAUGGAGUCGCUGAGUAGAGCUGGCCAGGAGAUGAGCUUAGCGGCCCUGAAACAGCACGACCCCUACAUCACCAGCAUCGCAGACCUCACGGGCCAGGUCGCUCUGUACACCUUCUGCCCCAAGGCCAACCAGUGGGAGAAGACUGAUAUAGAAGGGACCUUAUUUGUAUAUCGAAGGUCAGCCUCCCCUUACCACGGUUUUACCAUCGUGAAUCGACUGAAUAUGCACAAUCUGGUUGAACCCGUGAAUAAAGACUUGGAAUUUCAGCUCCAUGAACCAUUUCUUCUGUAUAGGAAUGCAAGCUUGUCGAUAUACAGCAUCUGGUUUUACGACAAGAAUGACUGUCACCGCAUAGCCAAACUCAUGGCCGAUGUUGUAGAAGAGGAGACACGGCGGUCCCAGCAAGCUGCUCGGGACAAGCAGAGUCCCAGCCAGGCCAACGGCUGCAGUGACCACAGGCCCAUCGACAUCCUGGAGAUGCUAAGCAGAGCCAAGGAUGAAUAUGAGAGGAAUCAGAUGGGCGACUCCAAUAUCUCCAGCCCUGGGUUACAGCCAAGUAGUCAGCUCUCCAAUCUGGGAAGCACCGAGACUCUAGAAGAGAUGCCAUCGGGGUCACAAGAUAAGUCUGCUCCAUCUGGACACAAACAUCUGACAGUGGAAGAAUUAUUUGGAACCUCUUUGCCAAAGGAACAGCCAGCUGUUGUGGGUCUGGAUUCGGAAGAAGUGGAGAGGCUGCCAGGAGAUGCCUCCCAGAAAGAGUCCAGCUCAUUCCUACCAUUUUCUUUCGAGCAGUCAGGAGGAGCCCCUCAGUCGGAAAACCUGGGUGUCCAUCCUACUGCCCACCACUCAGUCCCACCUGAAGUCCCUACCCCGGUGCUGAUCACUCCUGCCUCCAUUACACAGUCCGGUGACAAACAGGCCCCAGGCUAUGCCAUCCCACUGCGCCCUGUGCUCAGUCCCACUUUACCAGCAGAAGCUCCUACAGCACAGGUUCCGCCCAGCUUACCCCGAAACACCACCAUGAUGCAGGCGGUGAAGACCACGCCGAGACAGAGGUCUCCACUCCUGAGCCAGCCAGUCCCUGAGCUGAGCCAUGCCAAUCUGACUGCCACCCAGAGCCCCUUCAGGGCCCCCCUGAGCGUGACAAACACAGCUGGUACAUCCCUCCCAAGCGUGGAUCUUCUCCAGAAACUCAGGUUGACCCCACAGCAUGACCAAAUACAGACGCAGUCUCUUGGGAAAGGAGCCGUGGCACCCAGCUUUUCCCCAGCAGCUGGCCAGCUGGCCACACCCGAGAGCUUCAUAGAGCCUCCCUCCAAGACUGCCGCAGCUCGAGCCUCAGCAGCCCUGAGCAACAUGGUGCUUGCUCCCCUUCAGUCUAUGCAGCAAAACCAGGAUCCUGAAGUCUUUGCCCAGCCUAAGGUGUUACCCAGUGCCAUCCCGGUCACAGGCCCCACACUGGUUACUGCAACAACCAUGGCAGUGUCUUCGGUCCUGUUGUCCCCAAGUGUUUUCCAGCAGACGGUUACAAGAUCUGCAGACCUCGAAAGGAAAGCAAGUGCCCCUUCUCCGCUGACUGUUGGAACAUCAGAAAAUCAGAGAAAGCCUUCCAUUAUUCUCAGCAAGUCUCAGCUCCAGGAUACGUUAAUACAUCUAAUAAAGAAUGAUUCCAGCUUCCUCAGUACGCUUCACGAAGUCUACUUGCAGGUUCUGACCAAGAACAAAGACAACCACAACUUAUGACUGGAGCAGAAUAAAUCCGAAGGCAGAAUGUCGACCUCAAACAAAUAGGCCUCAUCAUGGAAACUUCUAAACAGAACAUUGAGUUUUGAGAAUCCUGAAAUUGAGCCUAUGAGAAAGAGACUCAUUCCUUAAGAAUGUUUUCCAAGUGACGUUCUCAGUGAUAAUGGAGGUUUCACUGUGAAGCAUCACCAGCAGACCUUUGUUUUGACAAAAAAAAAAAAAAAAAAAAAGAAAGAAAA
Molecule: messenger RNA, 2067 nt
Organism: Lontra canadensis (Northern American river otter)
Lineage: Eukaryota; Metazoa; Chordata; Mammalia; Carnivora; Mustelidae
Gene: DCP1A
Product: decapping mRNA 1A
Exons: 10
Coding region: 26-1828 (600 amino acids)
Biological process (GO): positive regulation of catalytic activity; deadenylation-dependent decapping of nuclear-transcribed mRNA; deadenylation-independent decapping of nuclear-transcribed mRNA
Cellular component (GO): P-body
Molecular function (GO): enzyme activator activity; mRNA binding
Source: RefSeq, a predicted model, not a curated record